AUGGCGAUGAUCCCCACGACGCCCAAGCGCAAGAGCGGCUGGUACACGGCCGCUGAGGUCAAGCAGCACUGCACUCCCGGCGAUUGCUGGAUCACGCUGCUCGGAUCGGUCUACGAUGUCACCAAUCUCGUCACUCGCAAUCCAGCGUUUCUUGGCAAGCUCUUGAUCCACGCCGGAGGAGGCGAUAUCAGUCACUGGUUUGAUCCCAGCACUGGAAGCGUCAAACGCCACAUUGAUCCGGUUUCCAAGCAGGAGGUCUUCCACACGCCGGAGGGGAGAUUUGUUCACGUCCCUCCACGCGCUCCUAGAACAGACUGGGAUUCAUCGUUUGAGUUUGAGUGGUGGAACGAUCUCAAGUACAUGAUUGGCAAACUAAGCAAAAGAACUCGGUGCAUUCGAGUGAAGAACGUUCUCAUCAACCAAGACAUCCUUCUAGAGGUUCCUUGCGAAGAAACUGUGGGCCAGAUUCUAGAUCGCUACAAAGAUUACAACAGUCAUGCAGAUAGCUACUCUUGUCGAGCAGUGAGCUUGAGUGACGCUCAUGAGUUUAUCCAGUUGGAUUUAAACAAGACUUUGCAAUGCAAUGGUGUUCCAGAUAUUUCUGACAUUGAUGAGUUCCCUCCUCCAAUUAAGGAGAAGCUGAUUUACGAGUAUCUUGGCUCAGGAUUGCCAGCUUACUUUUAUGUUCCAGUUAUUCUUAUCUACUAUAAUGAUGAUUUGACUAUAGCAUAA
Selaginella moellendorffii is the source of this 732-nucleotide messenger RNA. Its product is annotated as cytochrome b5 domain-containing protein 1. NCBI's taxonomy places the organism in Eukaryota, Viridiplantae, Streptophyta, Lycopodiopsida, Selaginellales, Selaginellaceae. The record is from RefSeq and is a predicted model, not a curated record. Bases 1 to 732 code for a protein of 243 amino acids. The transcript has 3 exons.